Vigna umbellata (rice bean) is the source of this 1076-nucleotide messenger RNA. The record is from RefSeq and is a predicted model, not a curated record. Lineage: Eukaryota; Viridiplantae; Streptophyta; Magnoliopsida; Fabales; Fabaceae.
AAUUAUUCAUUUAACUCAUGUUUCUGUAUUUCACUUUGUUUUCUUUCCUUACGCUUUCUUAAAUCUGAGUUUCACACACUACGUGGAAUGCUCUUUAGGUGUUCGAUAAAAUGCUUCAACUGAAUCUUUGUAAAUAAGGAGUUGUGGGGAUAGUAGAAAUUAAACAAGAAAAGUUUUAGUGAGGAACUGGAUAGUUUAGCCCCGUUGCAUUCACCGUGUAAUGGACGAUCCAUCGUUUUUUGAUCGGAUGAUCAGUCAUCUCCGUUCAACUUGCAAGUACUAUACUGGUUAUCCAAAGGAUCUUGGACCAUCCAAGGUUAUUCAUUUUACAUCUGAGCGUGAGUUUGUCACACUUCUUCAUGAAGGUUUUCCUGUGGUUGUUGCAUUUACUAUCAGGGGGAAUUACACUCGACAUCUUGACAAAGUAUUGGAAGAAGCUGCUGUUGAGUUUUAUCCUCAUGUAAAAUUUAUGCGUGUUGAAUGUCCGAAAUAUCCUGGGUUUUGUAUAACUCGGCAAAAGAAGGAGUAUCCAUUCAUUGAAAUAUUUCACAGUCCAACACAGGCAGAUAAACAGGGAAGGGUGGCUGAUCCGAAUAUUACUAAGUACAGUGUUAAAGUCUUGCCUUUCAACUACGAUUUAAGCGCUUAUGGAUUUAGAGAAUUCUUCAAGCGACACGGUAUGUGGUCAUCAGAUUCAAAGUAAGUUCCAGCGGAAGGGUUUUAUGUUUCAUAUGUUGAAGAGCCACCUGAUCAUACUCUCUACCUAUCUUAUCAGUAUAUCAUCACAAGUUCACAACUAAUGGAAAAUAUUAUUUGGUUUAAGUUCUCGUCAGGGGCUUUAUUCAUUGUUCCUUUGUGUUGGCAUCUUAGUAUUUCCAUGUUUAUGUUCUCCAACUUCUAGAAUAGAACCUACAAGACGUUUCUCAUCAAACCCUAUCUGUUAAUUUGUCUAUCAACUACUUGAAUCCUAGAGGCUUCUUUGGAAAGCAAGAUAAACUGCUUGUCUUAAAAGUUGGAUAUGCGAUAUAUUCUUUUGUGUUCUAUAAAUUGAGUGAGAAAUUAUUGCAAUGGUGAUA